AACGUUAUCAGUUUGAUGCAAAAUAUUUUGGUUUGGUUUAAAAUUUUGAUCUGAAUUCUGAUUUUCUGCAGAAAAAACUGGGAAAUGUUCUUAUUAUAGUUCAGAUUUUAUAAUAAUGAGUUGAUUUUCAUUCACUAGAAAUCUCACUCCAGAUCAGCAAAGACUUACGUUCGGGAUCGUUAUUUCUCUUACAUUGGAACAGCAUUACUCGAUCAUCAUGCGAGCGAAGAGGCGUGAUGUAUGCCACGUUUGUGGUAAUACUUUUACCGCAGCUCGAGGUUUAGGUCGUCAUCUGAAGACUGUCCAUAAUAUAGGAAACGAUCUAGCUUGUAAAUGCGAAAUCUGCAAGAAACCUUUCAGUCGUAAAGAAAACCUGAAACGUCAUAUGGAAUUUUUCCACCUCGACGAUGAAGAGAAGCUAUCGUUUGAAUGUGACUAUUGCGGAACUAUUUUCCCACGACGAGAUAGUUUAGUUCGUCAUAUUAAAACGCAUAUGGAACGAAAUAAUUUCUCGCAUAAGAUACGUUUGUCAAAAUAUCGAAAGAAAAAACGCAUAGAAGAAAAUAGGCAAUAUGAAUGUGAUUACUGUGGCAAAGUGUUUGAAAAAAGAAAAAGUAUCGUUAGUCAUCUGCGAAAUUGUCAUAAAUUGAAGAAAAGCUUUGGAUGCGAUAUUUGUAGCAGAGCUUAUCGCAGUAAAUACAGAUUAACGGAACAUAUGCGUGAAGCACAUGCAUCUUCGGAAGAGUUGAUGUGUCAACGUUGCCAUCGAAGUUUUGUCAAGGAGGAAUCGUUAAAACAGCACAUGGAAAAAUGCCUCAAACGAACCAAGGUAUCCGAUUGCACAUCUUCGGUAAAUUGUGUCCUCUGCGGUAUCCACUACCCUGUCAGAUACGCUCUAACCAAUCACUACACCAACGAACACGGUAUCGAGUUCAAACCCGAAACUCACGAGUUCGAUUCUCGCGAACAAUUCGAAGAAUGGAAAUGUAAACUCGAAGUAUCCACCAUAACGCAAUACACUAGUCGUCGAGUCUGCCACACCGCCAAUCACGAGUACCGAGUUUUCGAAUGCCAUCGUUCCGGCGUCUACCGCGAACGAACGCAGAAAGACUUUCGCUUAAGGAACUUGAAAAAGCAAGGAUCGAAGAAACUAAACGGCACUUGUCCGGGUGAACUGAAACUCAGACAAGAUAAAUCCAACGGUAAAUGUACGGUCACUUUUCAACCCAUUCACGUCGGCCAUGAAAUCGGCAACGAAAGCGAACUAGCUCAUAUUUAUCUCGAUAAAGCUAAACGGAACGAGAUCGCUUCUCAAAUCGCCGAAAACGUUCCACCCACCGAAAUAAUCAAGAAAGAGCAAGAGUCGUUGGUAAAUGGCACCUGUAAUAAUAGGAAAAGAUCGCUGCUAAGGAAAGAUCUGCACAAUAUCGAACGCAAACACGUCGUUAACCUGUUCCCCAUCUCUAAAGAUUGCGAUAACGUUACCACUUUCGUCGAAUCGAAUCACAAAAACAUUCUGUACUACAAAGAACAACAGAAAACUACACCCAUCAUCGACGUACUCAAAGAUCCUCCCGAAUCGUGUCUUUUCUCCGAGCACGAUUUCGUCAUGGUUUACGUCGACUCGACGCAGAAACAAAAACUAAAACUGUUCGCCGAAGGUGGAGUCAUUUGCAUGGGAUCGACUCCAGAUACCAAUCCGUAUAACUUCAUGCUCUUCACAAUCAUGGUAUUGAACUUGAACAACGAAGGCAUACCAGUCGGCUACGCUCUGAGUACUCGAAACGACGAAGUCUCCGUUACACUAUUUCUCCGCUGUAUCCAUACCAUCAUCGGCGAUACCCAAAUAAAAACCUUCAUGUCUAACAUGGACUCCGUCUACUACAACUGUUGGUCUAAGAUCUUCCCCGUGCCCGAAACUUGGCUGUAUUGUUCCAAAGAAGUAACCCAAUGCUGGAAGCAACACCUGUCCUUGAUCCAAAACGAAAAAACUCAACAAACCACUCGCACUUUCCUUCGCAGCAUUCAACGAGAAAUGAACGAGAAACAAUUCAAACAAACGUUAGAAAAAUUCCUCAACGAUCAAGACCCAGAGCUACAAGAUUUCAUCAACUAUUUCCUUAGUAAUUACGCCGGUACGGCCGAAAGAUGGGCAUAUUGUUAUCGAAGCCAUGCCGGAAUUAAUAAAAACGAUCGCCUAGAAUCGUUCCACGAGAAGCUGAGAAAAAGUAAAAUCAAAUCGCUCGCUGAAGAAUUACACUACCUGAAAACAUUCCUCGCUCAGAAACUCCUCGCAUCCGAUGAGAAUCCACCGGAAAAACUCAACGCGUUGAAAAAACACCACGAAGAAGCUCUAACCAAUAAGAAAGAUUUCACUAUUACUUCGUUAUCCGAAGGAUAUUGGCAGAUCGAUUACGGUCGUCAGUGUAAUUUUAUUCAGAAGCUGACUCCUCGAUGCGCGUCGCUCAAAUUCAAAUCAAUCGGUGAGAUGUGUUUGCUGAAAUGUUCGCAAUGUGAGACGUGCUGGCAUCAGUAUUCGUGUUCGUGUCAAGAAUCGGCUAUUCAUCAGAAUAUGUGCAAACAUAUACAUUUAUUGGUGACCAGUCUGAAUGAAGAAGCUGUCAGUAGCAGUAACGAUGCCGAUGUUGUUAUUCAAGAUUAUUAUUACGUGACCGCCGAUGGAAGCGUGGUUAAUAUUUUGGAAGAUGUUAUUGAAGAAGAUACCAGUUUUCAUCAAGAUAUUGAAGAUACUCUUAGCUGUUUCAAAGAAUUACUAUGCCAACGAAUCAAAACAAAAGAAGAAUGGCUGCAAAUAAAAAAAGACUUCUUAACGCCCAUCGAAGAGAAAUUAGAACAAAUUGAUCAAUUUACGAGUAAAGAUGAAAAUUAUAAUACGUAAAAUUCAAUCGAUUUCAUCCUCCUGAUUUUAUUUUUGUUUUUGUAUGUAAUGUAAUGUGAUCUAUUGUUAGAUAUUUUUAUGUAUAUAUGACUGAGUUUAAAUAUUAAAUAGGUAAUUAUUUUUUGA
Planococcus citri (citrus mealybug) is the source of this 3025-nucleotide messenger RNA. RefSeq lists its product as uncharacterized. The record is from RefSeq and is a predicted model, not a curated record. Lineage: Eukaryota; Metazoa; Arthropoda; Insecta; Hemiptera; Pseudococcidae. The transcript has 10 exons. The coding region runs from base 218 to 2899 and encodes 893 amino acids.